AUGUUGCAGAGUAAGUUCAUAUAUCCAUUCAUAGUCAAGUGGCGCGUACCAUGUAUAGAAAAGUCUCCCCUACAAAUCACUUUUAUAGCUGAGUACGCCACAAUAAACGAUCGGAAUGGCAACAAGAAACUUCCCAUAAAGGAUGAGCAAUGGCCUAAACUAAAAGAACCAACUCCUUACGAUAUAUUCGGCAUUUCAAAAGUUGGAUCUGGAAGUUCCAAGUUGGAUAGGAAAUCAUUAAAGAAAAAAUAUCACCGCUAUGUCAAAAUGUACCAUCCUGAUCAUUCUGAUAACAUCCUGAUAUUCAGCUCAGAUAAAGUUAACGAUAGUAGUAGUAGUAAAUCACCAUUGCUGCUAACGUCAAGCGAGAAACUAUAUAGAUUUAAAGUCAUUUCUCAAGCAUAUGAUAUUCUUUGUGACCCAAAGAAAAAAAUCAUAUACGAUACCACAAAACAAGGUUGGACCACACCAUAUUCACCAUCUUCCAACAUAAAUACUGAAAACUAUCAAUAUGCAGGCUCGUAUGGCUACCACUCCAAUGCGCAGUAUGAAUAUUGGAAUGCUGGGACUUGGGAGGAUGCAAAUAGUAUGAAAAAUGAAAAAAUCAAAGAAAACCUCAAUCCGUGGACUAUUAUUGGCAUAGUUGGUGGCCUCGCCAUAUGCAUCGAAGGUGCUGCACUAUUAACGAAAAUCCAGGAAUCCUUAAGCAAGGCCGAAUUUACCCAUGAGGAAAGUGAAUUACAUUUGAUUCAGUCAUACACAAAUUAUGGUCUAGAUACUGAUAAAUUUUCACGGUUGAGACGGUUUUUGUGGUUCAGGACCUGGGGUCUUUACAAAUCAAAAGAGGAUUUAGAUAGAGAAGCCAAGAAUAAUGAAGAAAUGAUACGAAAAUUGCAAACAACUAAGUAA
This is a messenger RNA of Saccharomyces mikatae IFO 1815, 909 nucleotides long. RefSeq names its product Jid1p (gene JID1). The coding region runs from base 1 to 909 and encodes 302 amino acids. Lineage: Eukaryota; Fungi; Ascomycota; Saccharomycetes; Saccharomycetales; Saccharomycetaceae. The record is from RefSeq and is a predicted model, not a curated record. The transcript has a single exon.